GGGGGUCCAGACACACUGUGUGGUAGAAAGAAACAAAAAAAUAAAACACACAGAAGACCCUGCAAGAGUCCCCAAAGGCAACCUGAUGACACUGGACAACAUGAAGCCCGAGCGAGAUGCCACCGAGGAGUUUUUCGAGUACGAUGCAGAGGAGUUCCUGGUGUUCCUGACCUUGCUCAUCACCGAGGGAAGGACACCAGAAUAUUCUGUGAAAGGCAGAACCGAGGGGCUGCACUGUCCACCGGCCCAGUCGGCCAUGCCGCCUCUUCACAAGCACGAAUGCAGCGACAAACUGCCGCAGUGUCGGCAGGCAAGGCGAACCCGUUCAGAGGUGAUCCUGCUUUGGAGGAACAGCAUCCCCAUCAUGAUUGAGGUCAUGCUCCUGCCAGACUGUUGCUAUGGGGAUGAGUGCCCCCCGAGUGACCCCAUCAACGACCCGGUCAUCAAACAAGAUGCUCUACUGCUGGAGAGAUGGACCCUGCAGCCAGUUCCAAGACAAAGCGGCGAUCGCUUCAUUGAGGAGAAGACCCUGCUGUUGGCUGUUCGCUCUUAUGUCUUCUUCUCCCAGCUCAGCGCCUGGCUCAGCGCCUCGCAUGGCAUCGUCCCCAGAAACAUCCUGUACAGGAUCAGUGCUGCUGAUGAGGACUUGGUGUGGCAGUUCUCCCAGCCACCUUCAGAGCACAUUUUCCCCGUUCCUAAUGUAUCCCAGAGUGUUGCACUACAGGUUCGUGUCCAAUCACUCCCCCGCCAACCCACCUACCCCACCCUUGCCUGCAGCAUCCACACCGGCCUGCCUCCUCUUUACAGCAAGACCCCCAGCCUCAAUCCAAACCUCAACAGCCAUGGUGGCUUGCCCACCCUCAAAAAGAGCCAGGACCCCAGUAAAGACAACCUCCUUCAAAACUCUAACAUGUACAGCAAGAGUUCCAACUCUAUGUCUGGUCUUCUCCUCAAUGGGUUACCCAUUCCCAAUCUUCCCAUCAACAACAUCCCAAUUAAUAGCCUCCCCCACACUGCGGUGCCACCUCCCUACAACAAGAAGAGCCAGGAGCCUGGUGAAGACCACACGUAUCAGAAUGGAGAGCUUCCGCAAGUCAACAUCCCCCAACAUCAGGGCUCCCCUCUGUUCCACAGGUCCUCUCACUCCCCCACGCCCUCCCGUUCCCACUCCCCCUCUCCGCUUCCCACAAGUAAAGCAGGGAAGUGGCUGUACUCAGCUCUCAAUGGUUCAUCUGAUCCCACACAAGUAGAGGACUAUGGGUCUUGCACCAACAACAGUGAGAAGUCAAAGGGGCCCAUCCCAGAGCCACUGAGAGCAUUUAAGAAUUUCUCCUUGGCAGAGCCACCCCGCUGCCCCUCCCCGAGGCCCGCUGCAACCGAGACAAACCCUCUGAUUGGCUCCCUGCUGCAGGAGAGACAGGAAGUUAUCGCCCGCAUCGCACAGAGGCUCAACUUCUGUGACCCCACAGCACCGCCACUCCCUCCCGGCCUUUUUGCUUCUGACAACCCUCCAAAAGCCAUGUGGGGCAGUAACCAUGACGACAUAACUGCCAGUAAGACCAAAGAGCCAGAGGUACCCCCCUAUGAGUCUGUGGGACGUGUGUGGCCCAGCCCCUUCAACACACCCGUGACUGACACUUCUUUCAACAAACGGGAGAGCUCCUCCCCUAAACCUGCAGCCUGCAGGAAGCUGAAAAUGACUGAGACGAGAGACGCAGAGGAGGAGAGGAAUGGAGAGAGAGAGAAAGAGAAGGAGAAAGACAAGGAGAGGGGGAGAGACAGCUCGCUGAUUGCCCAGGCAGUACAAGACAUUACUAGACUCAUCCAAGAGAGACUGUCUGUCCCCUCUCUGUCCCCGAGGCACAGCAGGAGCGGCAGCCCUCUGCACCACACGCACACAACAACAGUCACACACACGGUCCGCACAUACUCACACACCACGUCACCACACGUCCCACAAGCCUCCUCACACACUGCCACCAACGGUUACACCAACGGCCACAUACCUAGCCAUGAACUUCACAGAGGCAGCACGCACACCGCCGCCACACACGCGCCCGUUUGCACAGACAAACCCCGAGUCGAUCCGGGGACCGAACGCCAUUCUCCCCGGGCCCAAAAUGGUGCUCACUUUACACUUGAAGAACCCUCUUUCAAAGGCCAGUCCCGCACCCAGGCUGGUCAGCGUUUACGAAUUCCCCCACAGGAAAAGCUCAGAGUCAGGAUACCCAGCAGCCAUGAAACCCCCUCUGCCUCCCCUGUCCUUGAGAACAGCCCAAGGAAUACCCAGAUCUUUAGUUGGACUUGCAAUGAUGCCAGCCCAACCAUGAACUGUAACAUAAGCCACAACCACAGCAAGCCUCAGCCUCAAUACCAGUCCCAGAUACAGGUGCAGACCUGUGCGACAGCCCAGGCCUCCUCCCCGCAGGAUGAGAACCAAGCACCCUCCGAGUCAGGAUGCUCCAGCAGUCCAGACAUGACGCCCCCUGCUAAUGUCCUGCGAGCUCACAGCCCCUCCCCUCUGCGUCCCUGCAACAGCUGGAAGAAACAGAAUCGCCACUCAUUAGACGCCACAGCGACCAAGGCCUUCCACCCCUGUACUGGCCUGCCUCUGCUCUCCAGCCCUGUUCCUCAGAGGAAAAAUCAAACGGGCUACUUUGACCUGGACACCUCUCUGGUUGGCUGUAAGGGUUUGCCUUGGGCCUCUGGGAAAAGGGUGUGUCCAAAGAGAGAGGGGUACACAGAUGAGUCACAGCAGCUGUUCAGUGCCAGCGCUCCACCUGCCAGUCUCAGUCUGCUGGGGAACUUUGAGGAGUGUGUGCUGAACUACCGUCUGGAGCCUUUGGGGUUAGUGGAGGGUUUCACAGCAGAGGUCGGAGCCAGCGGUUCCUUCUGCCCCAGUCACCUGACCUUACCUGUGGAUGUGUCGUUCUACAGUGUCUCCGAUGACAACGCUCCUUCACCAUAUAUGGGUGUCAUAAACCUGGAGUCCCUGGGGAAAAGGGGCUACCGUGUACCUCCAUCAGGAACCAUUCAAGUGACCUUAUUCAACCCCAACAAGACAGUCGUCAAGAUGUUUGUUGUGAUGUACGACCUACGAGCCAUGCCAGCUGGACACCAGACCUUCCUACGGCAGAGGACUUUCUCUGUUCCUGUCCGCCGUGACAUAAACAAUCAGACCAGCAGGAAGGCCCACACCCAUGGACGCACCUUGCGCUACCUCGUUCAUCUGAGGUUCCAGAGUUCUAAGUCUGGGAAGAUCUACCUCCAUAGGGACAUCCGUCUACUGUUUUCCAGGAAGUCCAUGGAGGUGGACAGCGGUGCUGCCUACGAGCUCCAGUCCUUCACAGAGUUGCCCAUUGACCCACCAUUCUCUCCCCGCUGCUGAGGCCUGACCCCCUCCCUCCUCCGCCCGGCAGGCCACUACCGAAGCUUCAGUCACACAUCGAUGCCAGCGAUAGACUCUUACUCAGCCCAUGGCUAGUUGAAAAGGCUCUAAAAGAGACGCGAUUUAAGGACGGCAGUCAACAAGACUCACCUGGCCUGUGCCCAACAUCUUAUGUUUCAGCCCCUCUGUCACCCAGAACUGAC
Messenger RNA from Morone saxatilis (striped sea-bass), 3591 nucleotides. RefSeq names its product family with sequence similarity 214 member A (gene atosa). The transcript is spliced from 12 exons. Lineage: Eukaryota; Metazoa; Chordata; Actinopteri; Moronidae. The record is from RefSeq and is a predicted model, not a curated record. The coding region runs from base 86 to 3388 and encodes 1100 amino acids.